AUGGGAUACCAUGGACCGAGGUCGAAGGCUCCAGCUCCAUCCUUCACAUCGCUGGCUCUGGAUGAUCGCAAAGAAAUGGUGGAGCUUGUCAUGGACUCACUACAACGAGAAAUUGAGGGUAUAGACUGCUAUCAAGGCAGUGUUGUGAUGCAUUCUCUAGGUGGAGGAACAGGGUCUGGCUUAGGCUGUCGAGUGCUGGAAAGCAUGAGGGACACGUAUCCGAAGAAUUACAUAGUGACUGCGUCAGUGGCACCGUCAUGCGCUCGCGGAGAUACACCUCUUCAAAACUACAAUACGGUGUUGACGUUGAAAUGGCUGCAAGAGGUUGCAGACGCUGUAAUCUAUAAGGACAAUGACGAGUUAUUGCGAACAGCAAGUUACUGGAAAGCGGUGGCCCAGGAAAAGCUGGGAAGCGAUGAUAAUCAGCGAGUAUCGCUAAAAGAAGUGAACAAUAUGGCUGCUGCAGAUCUGGCGGGGCUGUUGUUCCCAGUGGCAAUAGGAGACUCAAGCGCUGUUCGACCCUUCGAUUUUGGCAAAUUGUUGCAUGAUGUUUGUCCCAUGCCUGUAGCCAAGAUACUUGACGUCCGUUCCGGCGUAUAUAGAGACCGUGUUGGAUCAGCCACCUUGUUUCACGCUCCGGUGAUCGCACAAUCACGUUUGCUGUCGCGUCGACACGAACAUGUUGCAGACUUCGACAUGUCUCUAGCUAUGCUGGAGAGUUUAGUGCAGCAGACCGUCGCAUCCUUCCCACGGCAUUCACGCGCAACCAUUGCAUCAAGUACAGUAAUUCGCGGCUUCAAUCCUGGGCCAAAGGAUGCUGGUCGUUUUACUGAAAAGCUGGGCCAGAUCGUACAUAGUGCAUUUCCUUCUACGCCAUGGCUAGCGACGAUGCCGCAAGCCUCGAUAGUCUACUCAAGACGUGCACCAUUUCCGUCAUUACAAGCCCACGCGUCUGCAACGAUCUGCGUGAAUAAUGGCCACUUUUUGACGACCACGAAACGCUUUCUCGAACGAGCUCAGCGCCAAUUCCACGCAGGAGCCUAUGUGCACUGGUACAAGCAACAUGGAAUGGAGGAUGCCGACUUCGAGGCUGCAUUUGAUGCAACCGCCACACUCAUAACUGAGUAUGAAACCGUACUACGAUAA
Molecule: messenger RNA, 1146 nt
Organism: Phytophthora infestans T30-4
Lineage: Eukaryota; Oomycota; Peronosporomycetes; Peronosporales; Peronosporaceae
Exons: 2
Coding region: 1-1146 (381 amino acids)
Biological process (GO): microtubule cytoskeleton organization; mitotic cell cycle
Cellular component (GO): microtubule; cytoplasm
Molecular function (GO): GTP binding; structural constituent of cytoskeleton
Source: RefSeq, a predicted model, not a curated record